AUAAAUGCCAAAUACAUGUGACAUGUUUUUGGUAAAGGCGGGAAAAUUCUGUAUGAAAUGAAAAUGUGAUAAAGAUUACAAGAAGAAAAUACGUGUGAAUGAAAAAAAAAAUAAUGUUUUUUUGUUUGAUGUAGCCACCCCUUUCUCAAAAAUAAGAGAGAUCUUACAAAAUGUGAUAUAUACCCGACACCGAAUGCGGAGCCUUACAACACAAAAAUAAUGGAUUUUCUAGAGCAGCCUCACAUAAAGAAAACAUAUGAGAAAUGCAAGUAUAUUGUGAAGCUUUGGGAGCACAAGUUCAAGAAAAAUCACAACAGACAACCGUCCAAACUUGACAUCAAGGAAGCCAGCCUAGAAGUGCGAAAUGCAUACAGAAGGUAUUUCCAACUUAAAGUUACAGCUUUAGAGCAGAGUUUCAAAGAUGUUGAAGGGUUUGAAGAAGAUGAGACUGCUGACAAUGACAAAUCACUAUCUGACUGGUCAAUGUGCUCAGUUGACACACCAGAUAAACAUACUGUACAAACUACACAUACAGAAAUAAAUAUUGGACAUGCUGAAGAAGUUUCAGAAGAAGUAUGGGGGGCACAUCUGAAUAACAAAAAGAAGGAAGAGAAAAAGCAAUCACCAGAACCGAAACCAAGAACAAGCAUCAAUUUGACAAAAAAAUUGUUUUGUGGAACAAAAUUCACAAAGCGUAACCCUAGAAAAUCUUUAUCAUUUUCACAAAAAAAUAAAUGUGACACAAAGGCUGAUUCACAGACACACAUUUCCUUAUCGCAACCUGUACCAGUGAUAGAACCAUUGGGUUCUUUUGCCUCAGAAGAAGCAAUAUUUUCUAGUCAGAAUGGAUGUUCUUCCAAUAAAUCAAAGAUAUUUUCUCAGGACAGUUAUCAAAUUAAAUCUCACAGUGAUAGCAUAGCAACACAGUCAAUAAAUAUCAUCCAAAGUUUGUUAGACAAUAAUGAUUUGUCUAAGAAUUUGAAAGCUGUUGAUACUGGGUGGCUACAAAGGAUUGCUAGGAAUACUGGACUUGAGAGCUCAGGAUUCAAUUAUCCAGAUGGGAAUCAAAUUAGUGAGGCAAAGACAGAACCAACAAAAGUUGAUUAUGAUAGCGAAGAUAUUAUUGAAGAAUCAGAUGAAGAAAGUAAUAAUUAUGAAAUUAAAACUUUACAUGUAGCGAAAAAAAGACGACUUGAAAGUAUUUCUGGAGUAGAGAAAAUAGCAUCAAAUCACCAACCACAUGAUAAUGAAAAAAUUCAAAUCAGCUGUUUAGAAGAUGUCAGUAUUCCUGAAAGUAGUGUGAAUAUAAGUAAGAAUGUUGAAUCCUCCACAACUGAAAGGGUAGACACUACUGAUACAGAGGUUGAUCAUGUAGACUUUAGAAAUAUUGAAGCAGAAAUAAGGUCUGUGGCAGAAUUAAAAGAUGUAGUGGCACCAAUAUUAGAAAAUCAAAAUGAUCCUGUUAUAGAAAAUAAUGCUAUCAGGCAGUCGGAUGGCACUCGUUAUGUAGCCAACAUAGGAAAACGCAGAGGCAGGAGGCCUAAAAAUAAAAAUACUUCUGAAUUUGAUGACAUAGAGACAAACAUUGCGAAUCAACCUGACAUUCGCAAUAAAAAAACAACAAAAAGCGUAAAAAAGGGAUUAAAAGCAAAACCUAAAAAAACCGAUAACGACGAGAAAGAGGACAAAACUAUUUCACCAGUAAGAGUGUCCUCUCGAAGGUCAAAGGUCAAAGUUAGUAUGAGAGAAUUUUCUACAGAUGAAGAAGAUGCUUUUCACACAGAUACAGAUGACAAAGAUCCAGAAUUCAGUCUUGAACCACAUAAAAAUAGGUUGACAGAUAUUAGUUUUGAAGAGCAUGAUGACAUUGCAGAAGAUAAAGAGGUAAAGAAGAAAAAAAGAGGGCGUACUACAUUGGGCGAAUCAAAGACUAAGAAAAAAAGAUCUCCAAUGAGGAAAAGAAUAGAAAAGCAAAAUGUUGAUAGUAAGGAAGAUACAGAAAAUCAACCUUAUGAGUUAGAGUUUUCUGUGAAGCCAAGAAUUGUCGCACCUCGAUAUAGCAAUUUGAAGAAGGUCCUUGAUGAAAGAAAAAUAUCAGCCAAAGCAAAAACUGAGAAAGAUAAAACAACAGAUCAGUCUGAUAACACUGCUGGUACAUCACUUAUCAAGACCAAACAGCAACAAGCUAAAGAAAAGUUUGAGAAGAAGAUCGCGUCAGGCAAUCUGAAUGAAAAUUAUGUGAAGAUCGACAUAAAGAAGAAGGUAUUUGUACGAGGAAAGAAUGGAAAAAGCUUCAGUAAAUUCAAGAAAAGCCAAUGGAGGAAAAAUAAAGCCAAAUCUCUACUGGACAUGGGUGGUUGUGAUGGUGGUAUGUUAGCCUGUUUCAAUUGUGGCCAAUUGGGCCACUUUGCGAGGAAUUGCAAGAUGACCAAAGGGGAUGGUUUGUUGCCUCUUCAAGCUGUGGAAGGAGAGCAGGAGGAGUGUUGUCCAUUCCCGACAUUGGAAGAGGCUGCUAAGAUGGCCAAAGAGGGGCCUUUGGCAGUGAGACAACCAAAACUUCAGGUACCAAAUGGUGGAGAGGAAGAACAUAUUGACAUUGACAAUGAGAAUGAUGAUCAAGCUGAAGAUGAAGAUGACAUUUUUGCUGAUGAUGAGUUUGGCACAGACCAGUUAAUAGAAGAAACCUUGAAAUUGGAGCAGUAUAUGAAGAAACUGGAUGUUCAGAUGUACAUGGAUACUGUGAAAACUGUAGAACCUUAUUACAAAUUGAAAGAUGAUGGUAGCACCAUAGAUACUCCAUUGGAAGUCUACGAAGCUCUAGAAAAAUUCGGGCAUACUUCGUUCCGUCCUGGUCAAGAAAAAGCUAUAAUGCGAAUACUAUCCGGAAAAUCGACGUUGGUCACUUUGAGUACAGGGUCAGGAAAAAGUUUAUGCUACCAGCUGCCAGCAUAUCUGUACUCCAAAAGAGAACCAUGUAUUUCGUUGAUCAUUUCACCUUUGGUAUCGCUUAUGGAUGAUCAAAUAACAGGAAUUGCAAAGUUUUUGAAAGCAGGCUGUCUACAUUCUAACCAGACCAAGUCGCAAAGGGAGAAAAUUUUGGAAGCAAUAUCUUUGGGUGAAUUGAGUGUUUUGUUGGUGUCACCCGAGGCUGUAGUUGCUGGAGAAAAGAAAUCAGGCUUUGGUUCGUUCCUGCGUAAGCUCCCUCCAAUAGCUUUCGCCUGCAUCGACGAGGUCCACUGCGUCUCUCAGUGGUCCCACAACUUCCGGCCCAGUUACCUCAUGAUCUGUCAUGUUCUAAGAGAGAACCUCGGCGUUAAGACCAUACUUGGCUUGACAGCUACGGCGACGAGGGCCACAAGGGACAGCAUUAUCGAACACCUGCAGAUACCAGAUGGACAUGAUGGAGUUAUAGGCGAUGUCCCAUUGCCAGAAAAUCUGGUGUUGACUGUUUCCAGGGAUGGGAAUAGGGACCAGGCGUUGUUGGGCUUGUUGACCUCCGAGAGGUUCUCCGACUGCAAAAGCAUCAUAGUCUACUGCACCCGUCGUGAGGAGUGCGAGCGUGUCUCCUCCUUCCUUCGCACCGCUCUCCAAUCGGACCGCCCCCUGCCCACCGAUCCGUCCACUAAUAAGAAACGCAAACGCUUCAAUAUACAGGCGGAGCCGUACCACGCUGGCCUAUCCGCUAGCAGGAGGCGGAGCAUUCAGAACGCUUUCAUGUCUGGGGAAUUGAAGAUUGUUGUGGCCACUGUGGCGUUCGGAAUGGGUAUUAAUAAGGCUGAUAUUAGGGCGGUGAUACACUUUAAUAUGCCCAGUAGUUUCGAGAGUUAUGUGCAGGAGGUGGGCAGGGCGGGGAGAGAUGGUCUACCGGCGCAGUGUCAUGUUUUUUUAGAUCCUCUCGGUCGGGAUGAAAACGAACUUCGUCGGCACAUCCACGCAAACUCCAUUGACAGACAUGUCAUUCGUAAGCUGCUACAAAAAGUGUUCCUACCUUGUUCUUGCAAAGGACAGUGUCCCAAGCAUGAGGUUGCGUUUUCCAUUGAAAAAUCCGUCAGAGAACUUGACAUCCCAGAGGAAAAUAUAUCUACUUUGUUGUGCUAUUUAGAAUUACAUGAUCAGAAAUAUAUACAACUGCUGAGUCCAGCUUAUACACAUUGUAAGAUUAUUUCUUAUGGAGGGCCCUUGCAGAUAAGGAAGUUAGCUAAGGAUUGUCCACCAUUGGCAAUGGCUUUAGCCUUACAUAAAAGUAGUGCCCGUGAUGAUCCAAAUGUUUUAGAAUUCCCAGUUGUUGAUGUGGCUUCAGCAAUGGGCUGGGAGAGUGGUAUUUGCAAGCAUAAACUGAAAAAUUUGGAGUGGACAACAGUUAACAACCAGCCAAAACGUUCCCCAAUGAACGUUCAGCUCUCCGACUUGGGCUUCAGACUCUUGGCUCCCGGCAACCUAUUGAAUGACCAACUGGAUGAAGCCUUGGACACUCUGCAUAGACGCGUGGGUGGCCAAGAGCAAAAGGCCCUGAUGCAACUGAGGGCCAUCCACAAGACGCUCCGUGAGGUCGCUAAACCGACCUACAGAUCGUGUUUGGAGGAGGUAGAAGGUGAUAGGACGAUUAAGACUAAAGUAAGGGAGUACUUUGAUUCGGAGGAUCCAUUGAGCGUAUGUGGGGAGAUGGAGGCCAAGCCGUUUGAUGAAGAGGUUGUGGUGAAGGAUGUGCGUGCGCUGGUGAGCAUGUAUAGGGACAACUCCUUCACAGGUAGAUCCGUUGCAAGGAUAUUCCAUGGAAUUCAGAGUCCGAAUUAUCCAGCUGUUAUAUGGGGCAGGUGCAGAUUCUGGAGAAGUCAUAUUGACAAAGAUUUCCAUCAGAUCGUUAAAAUUGCGACAAGAGAAAUUAUCAAAUUGAGAUGACGUGAUUUUAUGAUUUUAACUGAUUUAUUGAUAUUUUAUUAUUUGAUUUUCAAUAUAUAUUAUUUUAUUAUAUGCAAUUCCCAUGAA
Acanthoscelides obtectus is the source of this 4986-nucleotide messenger RNA. NCBI's taxonomy places the organism in Eukaryota, Metazoa, Arthropoda, Insecta, Coleoptera, Chrysomelidae. The record is from the annotation of a GenBank genome assembly.